Molecule: messenger RNA, 4350 nt
Organism: Pyricularia grisea
Lineage: Eukaryota; Fungi; Ascomycota; Sordariomycetes; Magnaporthales; Pyriculariaceae
Exons: 3
Coding region: 443-4009 (1188 amino acids)
Biological process (GO): intracellular sterol transport
Cellular component (GO): endoplasmic reticulum membrane; endoplasmic reticulum-plasma membrane contact site; mitochondrion
Molecular function (GO): sterol transfer activity; sterol binding
Source: RefSeq, a predicted model, not a curated record
CCCAAUCUUUGACAUCUAGCCGACUGUUCUUUUUACAGUUUUACUACAACAGCAUUAUUAUUACCUUUUACCAUUACAGCUACAUCAUCAUGCUUUAUAAGUCUGAACACCCUUGAAACCAAGAUAACUGCCGUCCCGUCAUUAUAAGAUCAGCUCCACCUGGAUCUAUGAACAAGGAAGGGCAGGUGUCUAGGUAUUCUAUUUCUAGGUUUUGCAAUUGCAAACGCGUCACAUCGCAUCGCAUCACACACAUCAAUUCGCAUCGAUUGAGCACCACGCUCGUGCUGGCAACAACAACACACAACAACGGCUGAAUUGAUUCCUAGGCGGAAAAUAAAAACGCCUGUCUCAAGCCCCAAAUUCUAAGUCAACAAUCUUCGCCUGGGCUGGAUUGACCCUGGAAUUUCAGGGCCCAGGCUGCCGGCAGCAAAUAAAAUAAAUCAUGGACGCCAACGGCUCAGAUCGCUCAACGUCUGCCACGGGUCUGGGAAAACUGUUGCCGCGAGCGCUGGCAGAGAAAAGGCGACGCAAGAAGCAGCAGCAGCACCUAGGUAGCGACGCCAGUAGUGAAGACCUUGGAAUACGCGGUCGAAGUCCAGCCAGCAGCCGGUAUACCAACGAAAGCGACUUAAACGAGGACACGGGCAAUCAUUCAUUUUCAAUCGCAGAGGAGGAUCGGCAACCGCCUCAUCAGCCAGAUGAUGCCAGUCAAGCCAGUCUAGCGGCGGUGGAGACUGAUGAAGACUCUCUGUCAGCAAGGCCCACCGCCGUGUCGACGCAUCCUUCGCAAAUCGGUUACCUGACGACCUCGUCGCCGCUGGUGCAAGAAGAACAUCUAAAGGGCACUCAAGAACCACCGGAACCCUCCUCGAAUGACAGCCCGUCCCGGUCGUCAACUCUUCCUGUUGUAGACUCUAUCGAGAGGACCGAUUCUCUCGACUCGGCAGCCUCAUCCCUCCGACAUAGCAAGACCGGUCUUGCUAUCCCCCGGAACGCAGGGGCAGGACGAUCACCGUCCCCCGUAGGCCGCUUUCGAAAAGCUCUGCGCUCGAGGUCUUCAAAUAGACAGUUGACAGGCAGCAUUAGCCCUGAACGAACACCUACGGCAGCGACCGCUUCCACUAGCGACGAUUCUCUGGACAGCAAAAAUAUCGACAGGUCUGGCGCCGAAAGUUUACCAAACCCCACUCUCGACUCGCAGGCAGAUACUGCCAAGGAGGCAUCUACCCAGCGCUUCAGGAGAUUGAGCAAAGGGCAGACGAUCGAGACUGGGAAUCCGCCUCGGACACCACCAAACGGUGCCACGUCCGCACCUGUCAUCGUCAACACUCCCCCGACGCCUACCGACCACAGCAAGCCCUACGACCUACCAAGCCAAACACCGACGAAAAGGGCUACAAGUAAUGCAGCUCCCAAGCCAGUCGAGCCUGUUCCUACAAUAGCGCAUCGACGUGGGAGGUCAGGCUCUGGCAGCGCAGGUCCCAGCAAGCUUUCAAACAUCACAGCAGCGCCUCUUACUCCGACUCCCGAGAACGCACAGUCUCCCCUCCCGACCAGCAACUUCUUCUCGUCCAUGAUAUCCGCUGCUCAGAACGUCGCGCAGAACGCAGCUAACACCUGGACCAACACCAUCGCGAACAACAGUAGCACGUCUUCCUUCGGUAACAACGGAGGUAACAGUGGCCAAUCUCGCGAGAAACCCUCGUCUGGAGAUACAAGAGUCGAGGUUGAGUCGUAUUCAGACCCUCAGAGACAACCUAUGGAGUCGCAGGAGCCCGCAGUGAAAACAUUAGGCAGGGGCGAUUUGAGUCUGAGCCAGCUGGGGAUUAACGACCCUCCGAGUAGCGCGACCUCGCCAGUCACUUCCAGGUUUGCGGAUUCGAUGGCCUCAAGGGUGAGGGCCGAGUCGGCCCCUACAGAGGCCAACAAUGGCCAGACAGAUUCGCAGUCCUCGUCGCAGGCCAGAUCAGUUGCCGAACCUGGUAGCGCAGAACGCACGCCGGCCGGGAGCAUAUACGAGGAUUCGACCGGACUUCAGCGCACUGGAAGCGUCCGGAGCUCCCUCAGACGGCACAGGAAGCGUGGCAGUUCUACAAUGUCUGGCCAGAUCGGCGCUCCUAUCACUGCUACUCAUACGGCUCUGACUCAAACCGGAGCCAUAAGCAAUAACAGCACGGCCAAGUUGACCGGGUUCGCCGUCGCUAGUGCCAAGCGAAACCGUGACUUCCACCAGCUCUUCAAGAGCGUACCAGAUGACGAUUUAUUGAUUGAUGAUUUCAGCUGUGCACUGCAAUUACAAAUUCUAGCCCACGGAAGAUUGUAUGUUUCCGAGGGCCAUUUGUGUUUCAACAGUAACAUUUUUGGCUACGUAACGACUUUGGUCAUGAGUUUUGAUGAGAUUUUGUCGGUUGAAAAGCGGAGCACGGCUUUAUUAUUCAAGAACGGAUUGCUUAUUAGCACCAUCAACGCCAAGCACGUCUUUGCCAGCUUUGCCAGUCGUGACUCGACAUACCAACUUAUUAUCAAAGUCUGGGGCAUCCGUCACCCUUCGUUGCAAAGCUCACUAAACGGAGUUCGCUUGGACGAGACCGGAGGUGACAAGACGGAAAAGGUUGACGUGGAAGAGGUGCGCAGUCUAUCAUUGGCCGGUACGCAAAGUGGUUCCGAAUUGGAAGAUUCGGAGGACGAUGAGGAAGAUGUCUACGACGAAGAUGCCGAGGACGAGAUGAAUGAAUCGGUUGUGGCACAACCUAUAGAAAAUGGUGCCACUGAGAAUGGUCUGGACAAGGUCGCGAGUCGAAAGACAUCGGCCGCAUUACCAGCCGCAGAGAAGCCAAAGGAAGCAGCCGGUGGCACCGCACCCGGGACGGGAGCUCAGGAUUUUCCCGGUCCUGCUACACACGGCAAGACGGAAUGCGGUGAUGCUGACACGCACUAUGACAAGCACCUUUCCACUGACGUGAUUCCCGCACCCCUCGGCAAAGUCUACGAUCUCAUGUUCGGGCCAUCAUCUUGUCAAUACAUGUCCAAGUGGCUCACGGACGAGCAAAAGUGUUUUGAUCUGCAGAUGGAGGACAAGAAGGGUCUCACAGCGGAGAACAAGACAAGGACGUACUCGUACACCAAGCCCCUGAACGCUUCAUUAGGGCCCAAGCAGACCAAAUGCAUAGUAACGGAGAAGCUGGAUACGAUCGAUCUUGAAAAGGUCGUUUCAAUAACAUGCUCGACACAAACUCCUGAUGUGCCCAGCGGUAACGUCUUUACCGUCAAGACAAAGUACUGCCUGACCUGGGAUGAGAAGAAUCAGACCAAGAUAAACGUAAACUGCACGAUCGAAUGGACAGGCAAGAGUUGGCUGAAGGGACCAAUCGAGAACGGAGUAGUGACAGGACAGCAGCAGUACUGCAAAGAAAUAUUCGCCAGCCUCAAAUCAUCCGUGUCGUCCCGCCCACGAGCAGGUACCGGCAACGGUGCCGCGCCCAAGGGCAAGAAGAAGGGUCGCAAGGGCAGGGCAGGCCCCACGUCUGGCCCAGCGAGCGACGCCGAGGGAGGCGCCCGUGCCCAGGCUGCCAAGCAAGACUGGGGCCUCUUGGAGCCCGUGCGAGGCAUCGUCAGCCCCGUGCUCGACACCGUCCGCCCGCUAAUCACGGGCAACCUCGUGUACGGUCUGCUGGUGGGCUUGCUCGUCGCCAGCUGGUUCGGGUUUGGGUUCAGCCCGAGCGGCAGAUCGGUGUCGCGGCACCCUUACGGUGCCGACCUCGCCUACCUCAGCUACCCGGACCGCGUGGCCGCCUACGAGGAGAUGUGGCGGCGCGAAGAGAGCGAGCUGUGGCAGUGGCUGGAGGAGAGAGUCGGCAUGGAGCGGCUGAGCGGAGCAUACAGCUCUGCGCCUUCGACGCCGUCGCCACGUAAGAACGUAGCGGACAGUCGUGAGGUCAGGGAGGCCAUCAGGGCCACUGAAGAAAAGUUGAAAAUGUUGAAGCUCUCGCUUGAAAAGGGCAACAACUGAAAGCUUUCUUUUUCUUUCCUUUUCUUCUGUCUCUUUUUCUGUUCAAAUUAGCCAGGCUUACGAAGCCAGUAUAUCAUCGGAGCAUAGCAUAUUGUAUUAUUCUUUCAUUUUUCUUUGUCUUUUUUUUUUACCUGUUUGCGCAACAAAAGAAAAUGUAGCAACAGUGUGUACUGUAACUCAACAGACGGGAAAUCAGUUUCAUUUGUCUAUCUUCAAUUCGCCGUGAGGAUGUCCAUGCUGUUCAUGGUCAACUAGCUCGAGUACGGAGAAAGGGGUUUGGGCCGUAAGCAUGAAUGGUAGCACUUGCCAAGCCCCGGUCCAGCUUCAAUGAUACAGCACAU